GCUCUGACCAAGAAGAUUGAGACCUGUGGCUGCCGUUUACCCUGAUGGCAUACCGGUCUGCGCAGCAGGAAACCACAGGUUACACAAGUUUGGCCGAGAGAUGUGGCUGCCUCUGGACCUGGCCACUGGAUGACCACCUGGGGAAGAGCUACCACAAACGGCGCCUGAGUUUGUAGCGGCAUUGCAACAGUGGAUGGAGGCCACGCGGCGACAGGUGUCGAACAAUCUUUCUCGUCUCGCGGGGCAAGCCAUGACCCAUUGGUACCAGCUGACUGUGCGCCAGUGACGCACAGUAUGAGGUGGAGUGCCGCGGCUGGCGGUACAAUCCCUGCAAGAAACGAGGCACGACUCUGAACUGCAGAGCUACUGGGAACGUGGGAAGGCCCGUACACCGUUCUGCAACGAUCAUCUCCGUCACCUACAAGCUGGGCGAUGGCAUAAGUAGGCGGCACCAUCCGCGGGGGUGCCCGGGAAGGACGAGCGCCGUUACAAGAUUCAAACAUGGGGAAGAACACAAGCCGCAGCAGUGUCAAAAAAAAAAAAAAACGCAUCCGUGGGUGAGGCUUCACGCAUUCUCCAUGGACACUAAAAAGUACUUGGUGCCAGAUAUAUCUCCUAACAGCGGCAGCACUGCUGAUGCUGAGCCGAGGCCGAAGGCAACGGCACUACGGCGGUGGCGACGGGUCACUACUAGAGAGGAGUGUUGUGGCAAGCAGUGUGGAUGGGAGGUCAGAGAAAUUUGUGUGGCAGCUUCAAGAAGGUGCAGUGGUAGCAGCAGCAUCAGGAGCCAUGAGUUACUGUGUGUGCCUUUGGAUUAUACUAGCAGCAGGGACCAUCACAGUCAGUGGCAUCAAGGUGAAAAAAGAAAGCGACAUAAAGGAAAUACAAACUGCAUGCCACACUCCACAAAUCCUUGAGGACUCCAACCUCCUGCAUGUUGAGUGUGAGGGACUUGCAAGCUUGCAGAAUGUAACGACACUUCUGAAAAAAAAAAUGUGGCGUCGCCUUGGCUCCCUCACCAUAACCAACUCUAACCUGAUCACUGAUGUCUCAUUAGAUGACCUGGUAAACUACCAUGUCCUGCACACUCUAACCUUCAAGGAAAGUCGAUUGCGUGACUGGAAGUUGUCAAAAAUGUCUUCAGUUCCCAGAGUAAGAAAGCUGGUUGUUGAGCAGUGUUGGGAUAAUGACACUUUCCUUGCCAAAGAGAAAGAACUCACUCUUACUAUUAGUCCAAAGUUGCAAGAUGCUUUUCCUGAUGUAGAGGAACUGUAUCUCCUUGACCUCUUCAUGCCUUACAUUCCUGAGCUCAGUGGCAUGAAGAACCUGAAGAAAUUUGUCAUUGAUAAAGGGGCAGCUAAGUGUGACCCAGAAAAUCUUUGGCUGCUGGAAUGGUACAAUGUUGGCAAGCUGGAGAUCAACUCAACACUCUGUUUUGUUGCUGAUAAAACAGAAGAUGGCCUGUCAUCUAUGAAUAUAAUAUUCACGUUUGUUUCCAUCAAUUUGAUGAAGGGAUUGAGGGAUAUCAAGACUGCCAUUGAUGAUUGUCCAUUGGCAUGUCACUGUGAGAUCAACGGUUAUCAGAGAAAGACAGAACCUAUUGCAGUUGUUAAUUGUACUUCAGCUAACUGGACACAGUUACCAGACUUAAUCCCAAGUCAUACACGCAGACUCAUCCUCACAAACAACCGUAUAACCAACAUUUCCAAAGUAUUCACCAAUCCUAAUUACCGGAGUUUAAGUAUGAUUAUGUUGAAAAAUAACUUGAUUGACCACAUAGAUGGUGAACUUCUAAGCAAUUACUUACAUAACCACAGCAAGGACUUCAGCAUCAACCUUAUUAACAAUAGGUUGGAGACACUCCCUGUAAAGCACCUUGAAAGGAUGUAUAGCGAUUAUACUAGAAAUGGCCACAGGUUUAUUCCCGUCUUUAGACUUGGUGGCAAUCCUUGGAACUGUGAUGAUUGUGCCUUCCUGGUGCCUUUCCAGAAUCUGAUAUUUUACCAAGACCUACAGAGGGAAAAGGCAAAGGAAAUCCGUUGUGGGGAGGGAAGGUAUGCCGAGGGUCAGCCGAUCAUUAUGCUGCCAGUGAGGAGCUACUGCAAAGUUGAUCCUCUUCUUGACCCCCUGGACAUCCUCAACAUAUGCUUGGGCAUUCUUCUUCUCCUAUUCAUUCUCAAUUUUCUCCAUAACUUGGUGCAGUACCAGAGACAUGGCAAGCUUCCCUGGAUUGUUACCAGAUUCCCUUGUUGUUGAUAGAGUCUUAUAUGUAAUGGCUGGUUACACUUCUCACAGAUUAUAUAAGUGAAGGAAAAGUUAAUAUCUAUGUUUUCAUAUGGUAUUAUACGUGUUUUCAUCCCACACUUCAAGGAGUCACUCAAAAGGUAUAUUUAUACAUGCUGAUUGAUAAAUAUAUCUAGGAUACAUUCUACAUUGACCACCAAGGUAUUAUGAUGUUAUUAGUUAUUUUCUUUGGUCAUGUCUUGCAUGUUAAAGUAAAUAACUUAAGUCUUUCUUUUGUAAUCGGUUCAUUCAUAUUAGUCUUGUUAUUGAUUCUGAGACCUUUGACAUGGGGAUGCAUCAUACAUAUCUUUAAACUUUCUGCCCAUUUUGAAAUGUAACAGCAUGGCAUGGGUGGAGAACCAGGAACUUCUGUCCAUUGAGGCAGAAUGAAGGAGAAGGAUUUGGGUAUUCAGUUCUUUUACUUUUUCCUGGUUACCACUUCAAAUGCAUUGGAAACUAGGAAAAAAAUAAGAAUUAGGAAUGUGGGGUUCCUACUUACCUAAUUGCAAAGUAUGACCCAUAUAUUGGAGCUAGUCUAUGCCUUAUUUUAAAAGGAUGGUCUGGCAAUGGCAAGAAACUGUUGCCUUCCUUCCUUUCUUUCACAUGCCAGUACAAUCAGUGAAUGCAAAUGUUAUGUAUGUG
Molecule: messenger RNA, 2925 nt
Organism: Portunus trituberculatus (swimming crab)
Lineage: Eukaryota; Metazoa; Arthropoda; Malacostraca; Decapoda; Portunidae
Product: protein singed wings 2-like
Exons: 12
Coding region: 637-2256 (539 amino acids)
Source: RefSeq, a predicted model, not a curated record